GGUUGUUGUAUGAGUGUCUUGGAUAACCUAUUUGCCUGUAGUAACUGCUUGUUACAGCAGUUCCCAAUUCAAAGUUAAGCUUUUUUAUAUUAAGUUCCUUCAUGAUGAACAAUAAUGCUGUUAUAUUGGGAAGUGACCACCGACAUGAAGAUAACUCCGAAAAAGGAAAUAUAGAGGCCUUGCGAGAAGACUUGAUAUCUACAGCUGUAAAAUUUUUGCAAAAUCCACGUGUUGCAACACGUCCCAGGUCAGAGAAAGAACUAUUCUUACAAAGGAAAGGAUUGAAUCAUGCUGAAAUUAUGGCAGCAUUUGAAGCUGCUGGAACCAGUGAUGAAAAAGAAGGGACCCGUGGACACUACUCGUCUGUUAAAGUAGCACAGUUACAUGAAUACAGCCAUGCUUUGACACCAGUUGCAACAUCAAAAUGGGGCUUAUUCAAGGAAAUCAUGAACACAAUGAUCCUUAUCACAGGAGCUGCUUACAGCCUUCAUUAUCUAUACAGGCGAUUCAUAGAACCUUUCCUAUUUGGUCAUAAGAAAAAGAAACCUUUAGAAGAUACUGUAGAAGAAAUGAACAAAAAUCUUACUUGUUUAGUAGGCGACGUUUCAGCAGCAGUACAGAAUUUAUCUGAUACAGUUGCUACGCUUCGUCCAAAGCAAUAUGAACAAUCCGAGAUUAAAGAAUUAAAAGCUGAAAUGGCUUCUCUAAAAGCCAUUUUGCUAGGAAGGCGGCAGUUUCCAGCCCCUCCAGCAAUUGUGACUGGAACUCCUUCUAUUCCCUCUUGGCAACUAGACUCUUCAGCCGGAGAAAAACUAAAUCUUCGUGCGGAAUCGACAAGUAAAAUUAACCAAGGUGAUGGUGUUUCGUUGUCUUCAUCGCCGGAGAUAAUUUCUGUUGAGGAAAUGCCCACAAGUUCUACAUCGCUGGCCAAGGCGGGUUUGAGUUCGGUGUCACCUGCCCGUGGUCCAAGUGAGAGCAGUGAAUCCAAUAGUGCCGAAAUGGUAGAGAUGGGAGCUUCAGGGGGCUCUGGCGAAGAUACAGAUUAAGAUUGUCAAGUCAAAUACUUUGUCAUACUGGUACAUUGUUUGGGAAAAAAAGAAGUAUUUGAAGAUGUUCAAUUGGA
Daphnia carinata is the source of this 1123-nucleotide messenger RNA. It is a transcript of the gene Pex14, whose product is annotated as peroxisomal membrane protein PEX14. Bases 102 to 1046 code for a protein of 314 amino acids. The transcript is spliced from 5 exons. Gene Ontology annotation, molecular function: signaling receptor binding. The record is from RefSeq and is a predicted model, not a curated record. Gene Ontology annotation, cellular component: peroxisomal membrane; peroxisomal importomer complex. Gene Ontology annotation, biological process: protein import into peroxisome matrix, docking. Lineage: Eukaryota; Metazoa; Arthropoda; Branchiopoda; Diplostraca; Daphniidae.